Molecule: messenger RNA, 1060 nt
Organism: Didymella exigua CBS 183.55
Lineage: Eukaryota; Fungi; Ascomycota; Dothideomycetes; Pleosporales; Didymellaceae
Product: carbohydrate esterase family 12 protein
Exons: 2
Coding region: 152-949 (265 amino acids)
Molecular function (GO): hydrolase activity, acting on ester bonds
Source: RefSeq, a predicted model, not a curated record
GUGGAAAUACGGAUGGAGUCCAUAUAAAAUCGAAAGAAUCUUAUAGUUCACCAUUUGCAAAGCUCGACUCACUAACUUUAGUUCGACUUGUUUUUCUUCGCCGUUGUUGUACAUUCAAACCUCCUACCACGAAGCGUGUGCACAUUACGCAAUGAAGCUCUCAACCAUCUCUACUGUCGUCUCCCUUGUACUCGGCACAUCGGCUGCUCCCGGAAGCCUUGAUAAGCGUGCAGUGCCAACGAUAUACACUGCCGGAGACAGCACCAUGGCAGCCAAGGGCGCCAACAAUGGAUUGACAGAUGGCUGGGGACAGUAUCUCUCCAAAUACACGACAGCGGCGGUCGUGAACAAAGCCAUGGCAGGCCGUUCAGCGCGCAGCUACACCAACGAAGGCCGGUUCACGGAGAUCGCCAAUCUCAUCACAGCCGGAGAUAUUGUGAUAAUUGAGCUUGGUCAUAACGAUGGCGGGACACCCACCUCGGCAUCUGACAACAAACGCAGUGAUUGCCCCGGAACUGGGACAGAGACAUGCAUUUCCGGACUGGACGGAUCCACCGUCUUCACGUACAACCACUACAUCGAAGCUGCAGCAAGAACGUUCAUCGCGAAGGGCGCAAAGGUUGUAAUUAGCAGCCAGACACCCAACAACCUAUGGGAAGGUGGCGUCUAUGCGGCAGUCGCACCCCGGUUUGUGUCUUACGCUGCGCAAGCGGCGAAGAAUGUCGGAACCGGCGCGAGCUUUGUCGACCACUGGCAAUCCGUUGCGAACAUGUACAAAAAGCUCGGCUCAUCAGCAACGAAUGCCCUGUAUCCCGCGGACCACACUCACACAAGUCCUGGAGGGGCCGAUCUGUCGGCGCAAGCCUUUGCCCAGGCCAUCAAGCUGGCCUUGAACGGCACUACCCCCCUGUCAUCGUUCCUAAAGCCCAAUAAUCCCACUGUGUGGUAGUUGCUUGCGGCUUUAGGAUUGAAAUAUUGAGGGUAAUUCUGCUUUGUUUCUGUAAAUAUUCUAUUCGUAUCUUGCAAUUGAGCCUGUGGUACUCUGAAUGUAUCAUUUGAC